This is a messenger RNA of Lactuca saligna, 426 nucleotides long. The record is from the annotation of a GenBank genome assembly. NCBI's taxonomy places the organism in Eukaryota, Viridiplantae, Streptophyta, Magnoliopsida, Asterales, Asteraceae.
AUGGCUGUUGCUUCCAUUAGUACGGCCUUCCUCCCCCUCUACAAACCCAUCAAAUCCUUCGUAUCCACUUCACAAACACCUAAAUUCUUCCCUAAAACCAAGCACAACGCUGACACCGGUAUCGUUCGGGCGGUUUCCAAGGAGCGAGACGUGAUUCCCGUACAGAGUAAUAACUUUACGGUUCAUCAAGUUGGUAUCCUGGUGAUUGAAAUUGAGAGGGAGGUUGAAGGUGGAAAAGACGUUCAAUUGAUUGGUGGGUUCGGUGGUAGUGAAGGAAGAUUGUCUUUUAAAGGUGGGUUUUCGUUUGCGAGCUCUUCCAGUGAUGGAAAUCAGGUAGUCGAAGGUGAAAAUAUCGAUAAAUUGAUCGAUAGAACCAGUAACGCCACCAUUGUUCUUGUCGCUGACACUUUCGGUAUUACCAAAUAG